Messenger RNA from Fragaria vesca subsp. vesca, 2040 nucleotides. RefSeq names its product disease resistance RPP13-like protein 4-like. Gene Ontology annotation, biological process: defense response to other organism. The record is from RefSeq and is a predicted model, not a curated record. The transcript has a single exon. Lineage: Eukaryota; Viridiplantae; Streptophyta; Magnoliopsida; Rosales; Rosaceae. The coding region runs from base 1 to 2040 and encodes 679 amino acids.
AUGAAGUCUUCGUCUAGUCUCAAAUCCAAUUCAAACUUGGAAAAAAUCUUGACCAUUGAGGAUGUCAGAGAAACCCACAUUCCCUCACUCCUCAAUAGCCUCUCCGAGGCCAAGCGUUACCUUUCUGAGACCCACGCAGACAACAAUGAGGCAGGGAAAAUUUCCACUGAAAUUGAAAAGCUUCGUAAAGACCUCAUUUUCAUCAAGCAAGUUUUCACUGGACUGGACACUUUGGGAAAAAGCACAAGUGAUCUUUUCAAGGUUCUCCUCGAGCACAGCCUAGACCCGCUUUUGGAGCGAGGAACGCAGACUCGCUACCACGAGUCGCUUGAAAAGCAAUUCAAGCCAAAGCUUGGAGUGCUUGCUGAGGUUAUCAUCAAACUGAAGCUCCUACUUCCAUCACCGCACAAACUGUUGUUGGAUAGGUCCAAUCCUUUUCUACUGUCCAGCAUUCAUUUGGGUGCAGGCAAUCGUCUCAAUCAAUUGCUUGGCUUACACGCAAGUGAGGUGUUCUAUAAUAGCCAGGCUUUUAAUGAGUUCCAGAAUGUUUAUAACAGUCUUGGUACUGUUACUACAAAGCUGUGCUUGCUGUGUUUCGCUGUGUUUCCGGCUAAUGAGGUUCUAAAGAAGAAGCGUCUGGUACAUUGGUGGGUCGGAGAAGGCAUCCUCUACCCUCCGGUGGAGGAAAUUGCUGAUGGAAUAUUUGAGGAGUUAACAACUAAGGGCUGCAUUGAACCGGUCAGGAAAAAGAGGAGAUCAGACCCGCAUAGUUUUAAAUUGCACCCUCUAAUUCGUUCAGCAGUGAUUCGGAUGGCCAAAGAAGUCGGAUUCUUACAAUUUGAUGACAAAGGGAGACCAACAACUGAGUUCUCAAGCUCUUAUCGGGCUUGUCUUGUGAGUGGUUGUCGUCAUCUGGAAUUGGUAACUAAAACCGAUAUGGAAUUAGAAAAACUGCAGACUAUAUUCAAUGUGAACGAGUCUUAUCCAAAUUUUUCCAAAGUGGAAUGGUCCAGGUUGAAGAAUGUGAAGGUUCUUUAUCUUGGAAGGUGGCACAGCAGGGCUAAACAUCACAUUGAAGUAGUCGACAUCGAUUUCUUGAAAGGGUUGAUGUUUAUGACACGUUUGAGGUUUCUCAGCCUCCGAGGAAUAUCAGGGAUCAUGGAGCUACCUGAUUCAUUAUGCAAGCUUGUUUGUUUGGAAAUCUUGGAUCUUGGAGCAUGUCACAAUCUAGAGGUGCUUCCGGAGAAAAUAAGCUCGCUUAAGAAGCUCACACACUUGGACAUGUCCGAGUGUUACUUGCUGGAUCGUAUGCCUAAGGGGAUCGCAUCGCUCUCAGAACUUGAAGUUCUUAAAGGGUUCAUAAUUGGUGAUCACAGGCAUAACACUUCGUGUACUCUGCAUGAUUUGUCAGAAUUGCAAAAGUUGAAAAAAUUGACAAUCAACACAAGCAGGGAGGAUUUUCCCAAGGAAGAAGAGCUAACUGUCUUGCAAGGAUUUGGUUCACUUCUAAAGCUAACAAUAGCAUGGGGAGGAGUAGACUUCCUUGCUAACCGCCAGGAGAAGCAUAGUAAGCAACACAGAGUUGGAGCACAACCUAAAACAAGCACGACAGAUGCCAGAGGGGGUAUCAGAAAAGAAGAUCAUGCUAAUGGUGUUCAAAAUGAUGUGCGCAGAAUUCCGGCAAGGUUAGUAACCUCGAGGCGAGGGGCUACUCAGGAACAUUUCAAAGUACUUGAGAAACUGGACUUGCAAUGCUACCCUCAUAUGAAAGCACCAAGUUGGUUGGCGCCUGGAAAGCUCGAGAAGCUGAAGAAACUCUACGUUAGAGGGGGACAGCUCCAAAGUCUAGGUCAAGUUCAGGAGAGUGAGAAGUGGACAGUUGAGAUGUUGCGUCUGAAGUUCUUGAGUGAACUAAAGUUAGAUUGGAAUGAACUCCAGGCAGCAUUUCCAAAAUUGAAUUAUGUGGAGAAAUUUAGAUGCCCUAAGACCACUUUCUUCCCCUGCAAUGAGAAUGGAAUCUGGCUGAAAACUGAAAACUGA